Molecule: messenger RNA, 643 nt
Organism: Culex pipiens pallens (northern house mosquito)
Lineage: Eukaryota; Metazoa; Arthropoda; Insecta; Diptera; Culicidae
Product: histone acetyltransferase KAT7-like
Exons: 4
Coding region: 1-465 (154 amino acids)
Biological process (GO): regulation of DNA-templated transcription
Molecular function (GO): histone acetyltransferase activity
Source: RefSeq, a predicted model, not a curated record
AUGGCUUCGCCCAGAACCUACCCGACACCUACUCUACUACUACUACAGCCUGCAACGCCGGCUGGUUCCGGUGGCGGAAGAACCGUCGGAGGUUACCUGUUGACGCGAGUCGAAGGUAAAAUUGGAUCUCCCGAGAAGCCACUGUCCGAUCUGGGUCUGAUCUCGUACCGGUCCUACUGGAAGGACGUUCUGCUGGCGUACCUAUGCUCACGACCUGGGACGACGCUGAGCAUCAAGGAUAUCUCGCAGGAAAUGGCUAUCAAUUCCUACGAUAUCGUCAGCACACUCCAGGCCCUUGGAAUGAUGAAGUACUGGAAGGGUAAACACAUUAUACUCAAGAAGCAGGACGUGCUCGAGGAGUACGAGGAGCGGGUGAAGCGGCGCGGCAACAUGCCCAAGAUUGACCCGGCCUGCCUCAAGUGGACCCCGUUUGUGGCGCCAACGCCGUCGACGCCAUCCUCCUAGCGCCAGUCGUACCACCACCACCACCAUCAUCAUCAUCACUCCUCGCUUCAUCACCACCAGCACCACAAUCCGUACGGGUCGUACGGGUCGUACUCGAAUCCGUUCGUCAACCAGUACCAUCAGUAUCCGUAUUCGCACCAUCACUUUAGCCAGUACUACAAUAAUAACAAUUAUUUGG